This is a messenger RNA of Gastrolobium bilobum, 2297 nucleotides long. RefSeq lists its product as uncharacterized. The transcript has 16 exons. Gene Ontology annotation, molecular function: channel activity. Gene Ontology annotation, biological process: transmembrane transport. The coding region runs from base 151 to 2208 and encodes 685 amino acids. Gene Ontology annotation, cellular component: membrane. The record is from RefSeq and is a predicted model, not a curated record. Lineage: Eukaryota; Viridiplantae; Streptophyta; Magnoliopsida; Fabales; Fabaceae.
GGAAAAAGAAAAGAAAAGAAAAGGAAAGAAAAAGCAUCAUCGAGUUUUGGUACCAUUUGUUUUGUUGCAAUCCAGCUCAGAUUGAUCAGUGGAAACACAAUCCGUACUUCAACGGAGUACAUUUCGGAUAAUUUUGUGAGAAGAAAUAGAAUGGCUGAUCCGCAGCCCCUGCUGCUCAACGAUUCCGAGCCAACUCAGUUUCAAACCGGCAGAACCACCCGAGUCGCUUCCGUUGACGUCUUCCGUGGCUUCUCUGUCUUUCUGAUGAUAUUGGUUGAUUACGGUGGCUCCAUCUUCCCCAUCAUUUCCCAUGCCCCCUGGAAUGGUCUUCGUUUGGCUGAUUUCGUCCUCCCAUUUUUUCUCUUUGUUGCUGGAAUUUCCCUUGCUCUUACAUAUAAGAGAAGGCCGCAGAGAAGAGAAGCUACAUGGAAAGCCUUACUUAGAGCAGUGAAACUCUUUAUUCUUGGUAUUGUUCUUCAAGGUGGUUAUUUUCACGGAAUAACUUCCUUGACUUUUGGUGUUGACAUUGAAAGAAUACGGUGGAUGGGCAUUUUACAGAGGAUAUCUAUUGGAUACAUUGUUGCAGCUUUAUGUGAGAUCUGGUUUCCAGCUCCGCGAGGGAAAGAAUUAGGUUUCAUCAAAAGUUAUUACUGGCAUUGGUUUAUUAUGAUAAUAUUGUUGGCACUUUACUCGGGAUUAUUGUAUGGUCUAUAUGUUCCAGAUUGGCAGUUUGAUGUAUUGGCCUCAGCCUCUUCUUUGCCUCCAAUUGAUGGUGGCAAUAUUUACACGGUGAAUUGUUCGGUGAGAGGUGAUCUUGGACCUGCCUGUAAUUCUGCCGGAAUGAUUGAUCGCUAUAUUCUUGGUCUUGACCAUCUGUACAGAAAGCCUGUUUACAGAAAUCUUCAGGAAUGCAAUAUGUCUAAGGGCCAAGUUUCAGAUAGUUCACCUUCAUGGUGUCAUGCUCCUUUUGAUCCAGAAGGCAUUUUAAGCUCCAUAACAGCUGCAGUUUCAUGCAUAAUUGGACUUCAAUAUGGUCAUGUUCUUGCCCAUCUACAGGAUCACAAAGGGCGCCUAGACAACUGGCUGUGGUUUUCAGUUUCAUUUUUGGGUCUUGGAUUGUUCCUAGCCUUAGUAGGCAUUCCUCUGAACAAAUCUCUGUACACAGUCAGUUAUACGCUACUAACAUCUGCAGCUUCUGGUCUCACAUUCAUCGCUUUAUACGUUCUGGUAGAUUUCCAUGGUCACAGGCGUUUGACAACUGUGUUUGAGUGGAUGGGAAAGCACUCCUUGAGUAUAUUUGUCCUUGUAUCUUCAAACUUGGCCGUCAUUGCUAUUCAAGGAUUUUAUUGGAAAAAACCCGAAAACAACAUUGAAGUGAGCGAAGAAGGGCACCAGAGCCAUCACGGGAAAGACUACGUAGACCCACCGCCAGCACCUCUCAUCGACUUAGCUGAGAUUAAGCUCUGGUCCUUUUACAGAGCUCUCAUUGCCGAGUUCAUUGCCACACUCCUCUUCCUCUACAUCACCGUCGCAACCGUCAUCGGUAACAACAAACAAACCGGACCCUGCGACGGUGUUGGCCUUCUCGGCAUCGCCUGGGCCUUCGGUGGCAUGAUCUUUGUCCUCGUAUACUGCACCGCCGGUAUCUCUGGUGGCCACAUCAACCCUGCGGUAACUUUCGGCCUGUUCUUGGCUCGGAAAGUGUCUCUGAUUCGAGCUAUUUGUUACAUGGUAGCACAGUGCUUGGGUGCUAUUUGUGGCGUUGGUUUGGUGAAGGCUUUCAUGAAGCACUCCUACAACUCUCUUCAUGGCGGUGCUAACAUGGUGAAUACUGGCUACGCUAAAGGCACUGCACUGGGUGCUGAGAUUAUCGGCACUUUUGUGCUUGUGUACACCGUUUUCUCUGCCACUGACCCCAAGAGAAGCGCCCGUGACUCCCAUGUCCCCGUUUUGGCCCCGUUGCCAAUCGGGUUUGCUGUUUUCGUGGUUCACUUGGCUACCAUACCAAUCACUGGUACCGGGAUAAACCCUGCUAGGAGCUUUGGUGCUGCUGUUAUCAUCAACGAUACCAAAGUUUGGGAUGACCAUUGGAUCUUCUGGGUUGGGCCAUUCGUGGGAGCGUUGGCAGCAGCUGCAUAUCACCAAUACAUACUGAGAGCAGCAGCUAUCAAGGCAUUGGGAUCUUUCCGAAGCAACCCCACCAACUAAUGAAGACAAACAUGAACAGAGAGUUAGGAUAGAACUUUUGUGUUUGCAUUCAUCAUUUAUUCGCUUGGUUUGUGUGUAUGAGUAAGAUU